UCUAGGACUGUUAUGCGUAUACCUCUGAUAUUUAUCAACGGACUGGUGAUUACAAAAAAGCUAUUGCUGGGAUAGAAAUACAACACAUUUACACAACUUAGAAAAGGAAAUAUUAGUAUUAAAAACUAAUAAGAUGAACUCUACUUCGGUUUCUCUUUUUUUGGACUCCGAAUCCAAACCGGACACUAUUAUGAACAGUUUAAAUCUCAUAAUGAUAAUACUGGCUCCAUACGGGUCCCUGAUAGCGCCAACCCUGGCGCUUAUAACAAUGCUAACCCUUGCAUUUCUCGAAAUCAAAGUGAAAUUAGAAUCCCGCGCUCUUCAAAUUCUUCUCAAUAAAGACUCUCGCGUGAAACGACGAGUGCUUGUGAUAAACUUCGCGCAGAUAUUAUUGUUGUUGACCACGGUUCAGCUAGGACUGGUUAGUCCGGAGCUACAGGCUGUAUCAUUGUAUAUUCUGGGAGUCAAGUGUAUCCAGACCAACCUAGAACUGGUUAAACAAGAUGCUGGGGGUCUCCUCUCUACCUGGAUAUAUGUCUUCAUGGUCAAAUCAUCAUCAACAGUAUGUAUCAUAGGUGAAGUUGACAGUAUUGUGUUCUACUUGAGCACUCAAUUACUCCCUGCCAUUCUCUCAUCUGUUCUUCUUCUCAUCCUACCUCUAUCCAUCCCUAUCCUCCUCUCAUUCUUCAUCCUUAGUUCAGUUUGGUUUCUUCUCCGUCUGAUUGUCCUGGUUAGAAGAAAGUUUCCGGAAGAUUUUGAUUUCUUCGUUACCAUUGCCAUCGCUAUCCUAGCCUGGAAAAUUAUGCAGAAAGAAGUGAUGCAGCGACAGGUGAAGGAACUUGUUUGUAUGUCCCUGGAGAAGUCAAGACCUCUGUAUGCAACUAGCUCUGGUCUACAGGAGAUACGAAGAUGGUGUAGUAAACCUCCUCUAUUAGGAAACAUUGUUCGAAUAGGAGAUAAAUCAGGAUAUUUUGGUAGCAUCGAGAACUUGACGUUGCCCGAGGAUUCCUCCUAUCCUGAGAUAUUUAUCAACCUUGCUUUCAACUUCAGGAUCAGGAUGAGUAUGAUUAUAUCCUCGCUACAAGUUUAUCAAGGCUGUAACCUCACUGUUACUAAACCUCCCAGGGAUGAAAGUGGAUACUUAACCUCUGCUCUGUAUCGUGUUUAUCUUCUUGCAACAUGGAUUCUACCAACUAAUCUACAGAGCCAUCUAGCGGUGUUCGGAUUUGACUCCUCUACCCUGGUUCUUCAGACACAGGCCAACUGCUCUCAUCUUGUCAAACAUCUUCUAGUGGAAAAAAUCACCUAAUAUUGCAUGUUUACGUAAUGUGUUAUUUACGUUAUCAUGUGUGUUUUGCCAUUAUCCUUCCCUCUCUAGAACAAACUGUGCUCUAAGUUCUUACAUCAUUUUAAAAUUUGCCGCGUUCUGUAUUUGUGUGAAGCUAAUAUGAUGUUGUAAUAAUUUCAUGUAGAAUUAAUGUGUAAUAGAAAUAAAUUUCCUCCUUUCAUGCAA
Messenger RNA from Eurytemora carolleeae, 1513 nucleotides. RefSeq lists its product as uncharacterized. Lineage: Eukaryota; Metazoa; Arthropoda; Copepoda; Calanoida; Temoridae. The transcript has 10 exons. The coding region runs from base 134 to 1309 and encodes 391 amino acids. The record is from RefSeq and is a predicted model, not a curated record.